AUGAAGGAACGGCCCUGCACACGCUGUAUAAAGCGAAACAUCGGGCACCUGUGUCAUGACGAGCCGAGGGAAACUGCGAAACGAGGACGUGGCGAACACGAACAUUCUGCUGCAGACGACGAGGGCUCGUCUAACAAUGAACUGGGCUCCGUUCAAGGCAUGCCUAGGAGUGUCGACGUCGCCGAUGCUGCUGGUCAGCAACCAUUCCCUGAUACCACGAUCGGAAUUGCACCCUCAGCUGUGAAUCCGCCUUCAACGGUGCCGCCUGGGAAUCUUUCUGCGUCUAGUCAGGGCCUCGAGGCUAACUCUCAGCUCAUGCAAUACAACGACUGGGUAGGUGGUCAGAAUCAGUUCCAGGACAUGCAUUCUCUCCACCCGUCGUACAUGUUUAAUGCACAUGAGGUGACCAACGAGUACAACCUGCUCGGAGAUUUCCUCAGUAACAGUCUCUUGGACGACGGGGCAAUGUUCCAAAACCAAGAUAUGCAAGGAAUCUACACCGAUUCAUCAGUGAUGAACUCGAUGAAUGGUAUGGCGCUACCGAAUGGGUUGCCUCCUCCGGCACAACUUCCGCCGCCGGCACAAAGCCAAGUACCGCCAGGAGACUCGAUUCAACCACCAACCUCGACAGUGGGCAAUGACAAAGCCCGGGAAACAUACUACAUGACCGCUGCCGACCCGGCAGGAACUGACCCACCAGAGGAGCGGAUGAACAAGCUUCUCAAAGCGAAAUAUGACGCCGGAUUACUGAAACCGUUCAACUACGUCAAGGGAUAUGCACGGUUGAACCAGUACAUGGAAAAGAACAUGCAACAAAUAUCUCGGCAAAAGAUUCUGCGGCAGCUCGACAAGUUCCGGCCCAAGUUCCGAGAACGCAUGCAGAGCCUGACUGAUAUCGAAUUGAUUCUGGUGGAGAUGUGGUUCGAGCGGAGUCUUAUGGAGUACGACCGCGUCUUUGCCAGUAUGGCUAUCCCGGCCUGCUGCUGGCGUCGAACGGGCGAGAUCUUCCGAGGGAACAAUGAGAUGGCACAGCUGAUUGACGUCCCGGUUGAGGGUCUGCGAGAUGGCAAACUUGCUAUCCACGAGAUCAUCGUCGAAGAUCAGCUGGUCAGUUAUUGGGAAAAGUUCGGCGCUAUCGCCUUCGACAAUACCCAAAAGGCCAUGCUCACCAGUUGCACAUUGAAGAGCCCUAACCCCAACUCAACGAGUGAUGGUAUUAAUUGCUGCUUUUCGUUUACGAUCAGACGAGACAAUCACAACAUCCCGUCUCUCAUCGUUGGGAACUUCCUCCCAAUCAAUAAAUAG
Molecule: messenger RNA, 1305 nt
Organism: Penicillium samsonianum
Lineage: Eukaryota; Fungi; Ascomycota; Eurotiomycetes; Eurotiales; Aspergillaceae
Exons: 4
Coding region: 1-1305 (434 amino acids)
Cellular component (GO): nucleus
Molecular function (GO): RNA polymerase II transcription regulatory region sequence-specific DNA binding
Source: RefSeq, a predicted model, not a curated record